UAACACAAAUCUUAAUCAUUUGCAAGAUGGCGACGAUAUCGGGAGCAGAUGCAAUACGUUGCCGGAACUUCAUGAAAGAGAUAUUUCAAAAUGCUCGCUCGAUCAUUGAACUAUACGGGCCAAGCAAUGCAAUAAAUGCAUUACCAAUACAGUCCGGCUUAUUUGAAGAGGCAAUUUGUAAUUUAAGAAACUUCAAAGAAUUCAUUACAGAGUUGCGUCAGAAAUUGUUUGACAAACAAGAUUUUGCAAAAAUGAUCGACCUUGAUAUUAUUAUCGGAAUUAUCGAGAAUUGCGAGGUGAAGGCAUUGGCAUAUCUUGAAAGAAAGGAGGUAACAACUGCAUCUAGAUUUGCACUAAAGCUCACAAAAACCUUGUCUAUGAUUUCCGGCGUAUUAAUAAAUUUUUAUGAAAAUUAA
Molecule: messenger RNA, 416 nt
Organism: Teleopsis dalmanni
Lineage: Eukaryota; Metazoa; Arthropoda; Insecta; Diptera; Diopsidae
Exons: 3
Coding region: 27-416 (129 amino acids)
Source: RefSeq, a predicted model, not a curated record